UUUCUUUUAUUGUUUUUAUAUUGUUGUUAUUUUCUUUUUAAUGAGACUGUGUUGCUUAUCCAGUCAGAAAAGGGAGCGGGGAUGUGCGUUUUGAGAAAAAAACAGAUGGGUGAGGAACUGCGGGACGCCGAGCUGGCUGACUUCGGCCGCAUCACUUCCACGACUCAAGAUGAAUCGAGGGAAUGGGAAUUUUAUUGCCUUCAGUGUGAUGACCAACAUUCAGCCCAGAGCAUGCCUCUCAGGGGUCACCGAGUGCCGGAGCCCGGACGGGUGAACCGCAUCCACUAAGAGCCGUCUUCUGUGCUAAGUGUGGGGAUGCAGAGGGGACAGGAAGGCAGUCCCUGCCUCACCCACCACACGACCCUGAAGGUUGCCCAGAGAAAGGGAGUCAAAAGUCUGUCUUCUCUCGAUCCGGAGGUCCUGUCCGUUUUCGUGCCUCCGUUUGUCAGUAAGGAGGACGGUCAGACGACUGGUGCCAGCUGUGUGCUUCUAAGCAAACCCAGAAGGCGCUCCCUCAGGAAGAAGAGAGAGAAGCCCAAACCAGAGCCCUGGAAGGGCCUCCCGGGGGGCCCCAGAGAGCCCGACUCCGAAGACAUCAGCAUCCCCAAUGGCGUGGACCUGCUCGCCCUGCCUCAGCUGUGCUUCCCAGGGGGUGUGUGUGUGGCCUCUGAACCAAAGGAGGAUUGUGUCCAUUUUCUGGUGCUGACCGAUGUCUGUGGGAAUAGAACCUACGGUGUGGUAGCCCAAUACUACCGGCCCCUGCACGACGAGCACUGUUUCUACAACGGCAAAUCGCACUGGGAGCCGUGCAGACUGAGUGCAGCCGGCUGCUUCGUGCCCUUCGCGGUGUGCGUGGUCUCCAGGUUCCCGUACUACACGGCGCUCAAGGACUGCCUCUCCUGUUUAUUGACUCAUCUGAAGCUCUGUAAAGAUUUUGAAGUCGACAAUCACAUAAAAGAUUUUGCUGCAAAACUAUCUUUAAUACCUAGCCCGCCGCCGGGACCGCUCCAUCUGGUAUUUAACAUGAAGCCGCUACAGAUUGUGUUUCCCUCCCGAGCGGACCCUGACAGCCUGCUCAUCGACCUGGACCUUCACCUGCCCUUGCUGCGCUUCAGGCCCGAGAGGGUGCUGCAGAUCCUGAGCUGCCUUCUCACCGAGCAGCGGAUUGUGUUCUUCUCCUCCAACUGGGCUCUGCUCACGCUCAUCACCGAGUGCUUCAUGGCCUACCUCCACCCACUGCAGUGGCAGCACACGUUCGUGCCCAUCCUCUCUGGCCAGAUGCUGGAUUUUGUCAUGGCUCCUACAUCGUUUCUCAUGGGCUGCCACCUCGACCACUUCGCAGAAGUCAGCAAGGAAGCUGAUGGUUUAAUUCUGAUAAAUAUCGAUAAUGGGAGCAUCACCUACUCCAGUGACGAUGGCAUUGACGUUCCCGACAUCCCUCUCCUGGCGGCUCAGACGUUUAUGCAGAGGGUCCAGAGCCUUCAGCUGCAUCACGAGCUGGACCUCGCUCACCUGGGCUCCAUCACAGACCUGAAUGAGGGGCGAGCCUGCAGGCGGGCCUGGCAGCAGACACUCAACCGCCAGAUCCAGCAGAUGACCCUGCAGCUGCUCGUCAGCAUCUUCAGGGAAGUGAAGAAUCACUUGAAUUACGAACAUCGAGUGUUUAACAGUGAAGAGUUCCUCAAGACCAGAGCUCCAGGGGACCAGGAGUUCUAUAAACAGGUUCUGGAGACCUACAUGUUUCAUUCUUUCCUCAAAGCCCGGCUCAGCAGGAGGCUGGACGCCUUCGCUCAGAUGGACCUUAGCACGCAGUCGGAAGAAGACAGAAUUAAUGGGAUGCUUCUAAGUCCCAGAAGACCGACAAUUGAGAAAAUGGCCUCGCGCAAAGCCUCGGCCUCGCACACCACUCACCGGCGCAUGGUGGUCAGCAUGCCCAACCUGCAGGACAUCGCGCCUCCCGAGCUGCCGCCCCGCAACUCGUCGCUGCGGAAAGUGGACACCGGGGAUUGCAGAAGCAGCAGCACAGUUCUGAAUGUGAGCCCUACGACGACAUACACGUUCAAGCUGCCGGAAAUCCACUUCCCCCUGGUGGGCCAGUGCGUCCAGGCCUAUUACUGUGACUGCGUCAGCCUGCUGAGUAAAGCCAUGAGCUUCCUGGCUCCCGAGAGCUCCGUGCUCCUGGCCCGCUACUUCUACCUCCGCGGGCUGGUUCACCUGAUGCAAGGACAGCUGCUGGGCGCCCUCCUGGACUUCCAGAGUCUGUACAAAACCGACGUGCGGAUCUUUCCUGCCGACCUUGUUAAGAGGACCGUGGACUCCAUGUCGGCCCCCGAGCGCGCCCAGGCCGAGCAGACCCCUGAGCUGAGGAGGCUCAUCAGCGAGGUCAUGGACAAGGCCGGGGAGGCCCCCAAGGCGGAUGACCGCGUCAAGAACUUCGAGCUGCCCAAGAAGCACAUGCAGCUGGACGAUUUCGUGAAGCGGGUUCAGGAAUCGGGCAUCGUGAAGGACAUCGGCACCAUCCACCGGCUCUUUGAGGCGUUGACCGUAGGGCACCAGAAACAGAUCGACCCAGAAACGUUCAGGGAUUUCUACACCUGCUGGAAGGAGACGGAAGCGGAGGCCCAGGAGGUCGUUCUGCCGCCGUCCGUGAUGGAACACCUGGAUAAAAACGAGUGUGUCUAUAAGCUGUCGAGCUCCGUCAAGACCAACCGUGGCGUGGGCAAGAUCGCCAUGACGCAGAAGCGCCUGUUCCUCCUGACCGAAGGCAGGCCGGGCUACGUGGAGAUUUCCACCUUCCGAAACAUAGAGGAAGUCAGAAGUACCACAGUAGCUUUUCUGGUGCUGAGAAUACCCACAUUAAAAAUUAAAAUGGUGUCUAAGAAAGAAGUCUUUGAAGCUAAUCUUAAGACGGAGUGUGACCUGUGGCACCUGAUGGUGAAGGAGAUGUGGGCUGGGAAGAAGCUGGCCGAUGACCACAAGGACCCCCAGUACGUCCAGCAGGCGCUGACCCACGUCUUGCUGAUGGACGCCGUCGUGGGCACGCUGCAGUCGCCCGGCGCCAUUUAUGCUGCCUCCAAAUUGUCGUACUUUGAUAAGAUGAAGAACGAAAUGCCCAUGGCGGUUCCAAAGACGACCGCGGAAACGCUCAAGCACAAGAUCAACCCCUCGGCGGGAGAGAUCUUCCCGCAGGCCGUCGACGUCCUGUUGUACACUCCAGGGCAUCUUGAUCCAGCAGAAAAAGUUGAAGAUGCUCACCCCAAACUAUGGUGCGCUCUGAACGAAGGCAAGGUGACCGUAUUCGAUGCCUCCUCUUGGACGAUCUACCAGCACUGCUUUAAAGUGGGCACUUCUAAACUGAACUGCAUGGUGAUGGCGGAGCAGAACCAGGUGUGGGUCGGCUCGGAGGACUCUGUCAUCUACAUCAUCAACAUCCACAGCAUGUCGUGCAACAAGCAGCUCACCGAUCACCGCUCCAGUGUCACGGAUUUGGUUGUGCAGGACACAGCGGAGGCGCCCAGGGAGGUGUACUCGUGCAGCGUGGAUGGGACGGUCCUGGCAUGGAAUGUGAGCACGCUGCGGGUGACCAGCAGGUUCCAGCUGCCGAGCGGCGGGCUCUCGUCCAUCAGACUGCACAAUGGCCGCCUGUGGUGCUGCACCGGGAACAGUAUCGUGGUUGUGUCAGUGAAUGGAUUUCCCCGCCAAGAACUGAAGAUCGACGAGAACUUAGGAGGGAUAAGCACCUCCUUCCUUGGCUUCCAGCUCAUGCCCGAGCAGGAGCAGCUCUGGGCGGCGUGUGCCGGAUACGACGACAUCUACAUCUGGAGCCUGAAGGACCUGGCCGCGUCCCCGGAGAGGGUUCCCCUUCAGGACUGCUCCGAGAUCAACUGCAUGAUCAGGGUGAAGAAGCAGAUCUGGGUGGGCGGCACGGGGCUGUCACAGGGGAAAUCCAAAGGGAAGAUCUACGUGAUUGACGUCGAGAGGAAGACGGUGGAAAAGGAGCUGGUGGCCCACACAGACACAGUGAAGACUCUGUGCUCGGCCGAGGACAGAUACGUGCUGAGCGGGUCGGGCAGGGAGGAAGGCAAGAUCGCCAUCUGGAAGGUCGAAUAAACGUGGGUGAAUGUGCGGAGUGGAGCUGUGCUCUGUGAGUGAGAACCGUGUGCCCUUGGCUGGCUUUCUGGAGCUUUCCCAGAGAAGGCAGGCACCGGAGCCAGUCUGGGCCCCGGGAGGCGGGGUGUGUCCCCUGCAGGUGCCUGUUGUCUCUCUGCCUCAGUUAGGAGACCAAGGACAACGUGCUUUCUUUCUUGGACCUUCCUAAUUGAACGGUACCCACAGCGUUUCAGGCUGGGGUGCUGAGUUCUCAGGCAGGCAGCUGGAUCACCUUGGGAUAAGCUCUGCUGAGAAGUUACCCUGUGUGUUGUCUAGAAAGUUCCAGAAUCCACAACCAGGGGCCAGCUACAAGCAAUUUAACCAAAUCAGGGUGACCUGCAGACCUCGUGCCCCUGGUUUUGCCUCUCCUCUGCUUCAUUCAUCCGACAAAUACUGCUUAACCGGCUUUACAGGAGCCCUUACUGCCUCGCACUGACUUCUUGUUUCCAGCAAAGCUCACGAGGAGGGCAUUUUAAAAUGACCACUCUGUGGCGGAACAGGUUUGUGCUGCCUUUGCCAUCCCCCAUCAGAGCAGGUGACCAAAGUCUGCCCAGGGCGGGGGCAACUCUUGACCUAAGACUGUCUGGACAAGGGUUGGGCCAGCUGAGGCAAGCUCUGUGUUUUUCCUUUUCCUUUUCUUUUCAAUGCAAAAUUUUUAUAAUGAAGAAACCUAGAGAGACUUUCUUCUACCAAAGGUCACAGACAAAAAGUUCCAUCGUAUGUAGUUUUCCAGUAAAGUUGCUGCCGCCUAAACUUCCUUACCAGAUAUUAACGUACGUUUCCACUCCGUUUGCCUGUGUGUACACCACACGUGGCUCUGUGGAUGGUGCUUUAUAAUUUAACUGAAGAUGAUCUCAUUAGCUAUAAGUAACUAAAUAUUUGCAAAAAAAGCCUUUUGCACAUUUUUACUCUAAUAUUGGGAUAUCAUUCCUUAAAUGUCCAGCAAGGGAGGUUUUGGCAUGGAUGCUGGACCCGGAGGGAGCGUCCACCUGCCAGCACCGUGGGAGGGCCUGCGCUGUGCCCCGGGGACCCCUCAUGAGCUCAGCUGCAGAGGGGCUGCUGCACCCUUGGCCCUGGGCUUUUAGGACUCAGUUGGAUGGCGCACGAGCCCUCGUGCCCCCGAGAGGUCUCUGAGGGUGUCUGUCAGCCCCCCAGAGCAGAGCCAAGCUUCAGAAGCAUCUGUGGUGUCUCAGAAUGAAAGUUUUGGCCAGGUCUGUGGCUCAGUCUACAGGACCCGAAUGUUCUGGAAGGUCCAGAUUGUGGAACGACGUUUUGGGGCAUUCUGGGAAUGUGGUGCAGAGAACAGCUAGGUGGACUAGCUCCCCGACAGUCGGUGCUUCUCGAGGGUGUGUUCCCCCGACUCCUAGAAGGAAGCAGCCAGCAGCAAAGCGCAGAGGGGGGAAUUCUGCUUUUGUAAACACGUGCAAAGUUACAGUAAAAGCCAGUCAGAAGUACACAUAAGUUAUUUAAUCCAGUCCACAUGUAACCAGGUAUUUUCACCUUGUCGAUAAUAAAUUCUUUUGUUAAUAAACA
Equus caballus (horse) is the source of this 5682-nucleotide messenger RNA. It is a transcript of the gene DENND3, whose product is annotated as DENN domain containing 3. Gene Ontology annotation, biological process: regulation of Rab protein signal transduction. Gene Ontology annotation, cellular component: cytoplasmic vesicle. Gene Ontology annotation, molecular function: protein binding. The record is from RefSeq and is a predicted model, not a curated record. Lineage: Eukaryota; Metazoa; Chordata; Mammalia; Perissodactyla; Equidae.